AUGGUUGUAGGGUUCAAUUUAAGCGCUACUUUGAACGUAGCCAGAUUGUUCAAAGAUCCUAAACUAUGCAUUCCCAGUAUAAAGUAUGCGAAUUUCAAUGAGAUACAAUUACCUUUACCGAGUCACAUCAAAGCCAUAGUCCUUGAUAAGGACAACUGUUUCGCAAAACCACAUGACGACAAAGUAUGGCCUGAAUAUCAAGAACAAUGGGAUAAAUUGAAACAGUUGUACCCGGGGAAAAAGUUGCUAAUCGUCAGUAACAGUGCAGGCACGAACGAUGAUAUUGGACACAUUCAGGCGAAGACACUGGAGAAGAGCACUGGCGUACCAGUGCUCUUGCAUUCGAUUAAGAAACCAGGAUGCCAUGUCGAAAUCAUGGCCUACUUCAAGAAAAGCAAGGUAUGUGAAGAUCCAUCCGAGGUCGCAGUGGUGGGUGACAGGUUAUUCACCGAUGUGGUAAUGGCUAACACAAUGGGUGCAUACUCUGUGUGGUUACAUGAAGGAGUCAUCAAGAGCUCUAAUCCGUUUGUGUUGCUCGAGCAGCAGGUGUAUAAUUGGUUGCAAAGGUGA
Messenger RNA from Kluyveromyces lactis, 570 nucleotides. It is a transcript of the gene GEP4, whose product is annotated as phosphatidylglycerophosphatase. The transcript has a single exon. The record is from RefSeq and is a predicted model, not a curated record. Gene Ontology annotation, cellular component: mitochondrion. Gene Ontology annotation, biological process: cardiolipin biosynthetic process. NCBI's taxonomy places the organism in Eukaryota, Fungi, Ascomycota, Saccharomycetes, Saccharomycetales, Saccharomycetaceae. Bases 1 to 570 code for a protein of 189 amino acids. Gene Ontology annotation, molecular function: phosphatidylglycerophosphatase activity.